UUGCCCUGUUAUCGGGUAUCAAAAGAAACAAGACAUUUAAUUUUUUAUAAAGAAAAGAUAUGAUGCACCGACUAGUUCCCUAUACUGGUCACGACAUGAUACUUAUCACAACGAACGUCAACAGAACAAAACAUAUACGCUUCAUCAGAUAGAUUAAUUCUGGUUAGAAUAGCGCAGCCAAAGUCAUUGUAAUUUGACGGUAUUUUGAAAAAUUAAGCAUGCCAAUUUACUGAACUUUUCUUCCCCGUCCCAUCAAGGUAAACGAAAGGAAAAAAUAAUGGAUAGCUAUGCAAUUCAAAAUUUGGCACCAAAAAGAGAUCCAAAAUUACCCAAAAGUGUAACAAACUCACCACUUUUAAUGGCACUGAAGAGGACAACUUCCAGGGCUAACAUUACUCCAAUUAUAGAGGAUUUAGAUGAUUUUGGAACAAAUCACCAGACUGAGGAUGAAAGCGAGGCUAACAGAACGUGCAAUCUUUACCCAAGAACAGCAUUUGAAUUCAAAAUAGGUUCAAAUUUUGGUGACUACAACCUUGGGGCUAUUGUGCGUGUUCGUAAAGAAAAAUUUGUUAUCUUAGACUGUGUGUCUGGAAAGCUCAAAAUGUUCAAGAGAGUCAUGAACAAAAACAAUGAGCUGCAAUUUCGUUGUAUAACAACUUUCAAUCUAUCAGACAACUCUCAUAGUGUCACUGCUGUGAAAGAAAACAUGAUCGCGUUGACGUAUGAAAAGAAGAUUCAGUUUUUCAGAGUUAGAAGAUCCAAAUUAAAAUGCUCUUCUACAAGUAUACGAGCACCAACUAGAUGUUUUGCAAUUACUGGUUCAUCAGCGAAAGUUUUUUUCAUUGCCCAGAUCACAGAUUCAAAAUACGGUUGUAUUAAAUGUUAUGAAAAAAUCAAAGGAACAAUGAAAUCACACUGGAAACUAGACUUCAUCGUUGAACGACCAUUCAAUGAGGAUCUUUCGAUUAACUCCUCAAUGGUUGCUGAUGCAGAAGAAGCUACGGUGUAUUUUACAGAUCCUGUUAGCAAAUUCCUUGCGUCGAUGUCGUUUCGUGGAGAAAUGAUCAGGAUCGUGCGUUUUGAUUGGACACCCAGGGGCCUGGCAGUAGUGGGCGAUUUCCUGAUUGUGGUGAACGAUACAAAUCGUUCUCUCUGUUUGAUGAACAAAAAUGGUCAAUUUUUGAAAACCUUGAUAAGCAACCUUCACGAAAAUCCCUCUCAUCUAUGCUUUAACCCGCUAAACCAGGAACUGUUUGUGUGUGCUCUUCGUUCUCAGAAAAUUCGUGUUUAUUCAGUAGAGGCUUCAAAUGCUGCAAUGGCUAUUAGUGAAUGUUAACUACUGUACAGUUAACGUACAAACAUUUGAUCUACAACAAAUAAUUUAGAUUAGAAGUGCAUCUACUCAGCUGCAAAAAUACACUAAGGUGAAAAUCAUA
Molecule: messenger RNA, 1436 nt
Organism: Saccostrea cuccullata (small rock oyster)
Lineage: Eukaryota; Metazoa; Mollusca; Bivalvia; Ostreida; Ostreidae
Exons: 2
Coding region: 278-1336 (352 amino acids)
Source: RefSeq, a predicted model, not a curated record